AAUUAGUGAAAAGCGAUGAUACAGCGACGCUGCCUUGGGUUUGGGCUUCUAUUAUUCUCACUAUCGUCGGCCCUACCACUCACGCGCCAGAUCUCGCGGCUGUCAAUGUCAUUGUCAACGAACUCAACGGCCGGUAUGAAGUCGCAGUCUAGCUCUCUGUCACCACCGGUGGCGAAGAAGGUGGAGCACCGUAUGGAGAUGUUCGGCGACGUGAGGGUCGACAAUUAUUACUGGCUCCGUGAUGACUCCCGCACGAACCCGGAGGUCCUUUCGUAUCUUAAAGAAGAAAACGACUACACCCACUCGUUCAUGUCUGAUACCAAACAAUUUGAAGAGCAUCUUUAUGCUGAGAUGAGAGGACGUAUAAAGGAAGAUGACAUAUCAGCCCCCAAGCGCAGAGGGUCAUAUUACUAUUAUGAAAAGACUUUGGAGGGAAAUGAAUAUGUUCAGCAUUGCAGGCGCCUUGUACCCAAUAACCAGGCGGCCCCUUCUGUCUAUGAUGUUAUGCCUACUGGGCCUGAUGCUCCUAAAGAGCAUCUUAUCCUGGAUGAAAAUUUAGAGGCUCAAGGGCAUGAAUAUUAUAGCAUCGGUGCUUUCAAGGUAAGUCCGAAUCAUAAGCUGGUGGCAUAUGCAGAAGACACUAAAGGAGAUGAAAUAUACACUGUUCGUGUUAUUGAUGCAGAGACACGAGCACCUGUCGGGAAGCCUUUGGUAGGUAUAACAUCGGACCUUGAAUGGGCUGGUGACGAAGCUUUAGUUUACGUGACAAUGGAUGAGAUCCUACGACCUGACAAGGUAUGGUUUCAUAAACUGGGAACAGAUCAAUCAAGCGACUCCUGUCUUUAUCAGGAAAAGGAUGAUACAUUUUCUGUUGAUCUUCAAGCUUCAGAGAGCAAGAAAUUCUUGUUUGUCGGUUCUGCAAGCAAAAUUACUAGAUUCAUAUUCUAUCUUGAUGUUUCAAAGCCUGAUGAUGGCCUCAAGGUUCUGACACCUCGUGUGGAUGGGAUUGAUACAUCAGCCAGCCAUCGAGGAAACCAUUUUUUCAUUACGAGGAGAAGUGAUGAGUUUUUCAAUUCUGAACUAGUGGCUUGUCCUGUAGAUAAUGUCUCCUCUACUACAGUUCUUAUUCCACACAGGAAUAGUGUAAAAAUUCAGGAGUUGCAACUUUUUAGCAAUUAUCUUGUUCUAUGUGAGCGUGAAGGGGGCCUGCCCAGGAUAAUCACUUAUCGCCUUCCAGCUGUUGGAGAACCCCUUAAAAGCCUUCAAGGUGGUCAAGCCGUUGAUCUUAUUGACCCUAUAUAUUCAGUGGAUCCAUCAGAAUCAGAAUUUAGUUCCAGCAUUUUACGUUUUUCUUAUAGCUCAAUGAGGACACCUCGCUCUGUAUACAAUUAUGAUAUGAACUCAGGAGUUUCUGUUUUGAAGAAGAUUGAUACAGUGUUGGGAGGUUUCGAUGCCUCUUGUUAUGUCACCGAAAGGAGAUGGGCCAUCGCCUCAGAUGGCACUAAGAUUCCUAUAUCAAUUGUUUAUCACAAGGAUCUUGUGAAGCUUGAUGGUUCGGAUCCAUUGCUGCUUUAUGGCUAUGGUUCCUAUGAGAUCUGCAUAGAUCCCAGUUUUCAGGCAGAAAGGUUGUCUUUACUACAGCGUGGUUUUAUCUAUGCAAUAGCGCACAUUCGGGGUGGUGGUGAAAUGGGGAGGCAAUGGUAUGAGAAUGGGAAGUUGUUGAAGAAAAAAAAUACUUUCACGGAUUUUAUUGCUUGUGCUGAGUAUUUAAUAAAAGAGAAGUACUGUGCUAAGGAGAAGUUGUGCAUUAAUGGAAGAAGUGCAGGGGGAUUACUUAUUGGUGCUGUCCUUAACAUGAGGCCUGACUUGUUCAAGGCUGCUGUUGCCGGCGUACCUUUUGUAGAUGUAUUGACUACAAUGCUUGAUCCAACCAUCCCUCUUACGACUUCAGAGUGGGAGGAAUGGGGUGAUCCUAGAAAGGAGGAGUUUUACUUCUACAUGAAGUCAUAUUCCCCAGUUGAUAAUGUUAAGGCGCAGAACUACCCAAACAUUCUUGUCACAACUGGCUUGAAUGAUCCACGUGUUAUGUACUCGGAGCCUGCCAAGUUUGUGGCGAAACUGCGAGAGACAAAAACAGAUUCGAAUUUGUUACUGUUUAAAUGCGACCUUGGCGCUGGCCAUUUUUCAAAGUCAGGAAGAUUUGAGAAGCUUCAAGAAGAUGCAUUCACAUAUGCUUUUGUUUUUAAGGCACUGAAUAUGGUGCCGGCCAUUGAGUCUGGGCCAAACUGAUCAACUCACAUCCUUCAAAGAUUAUUCAAAAACAUUGCAUGUACUUUUGAUUUUUCAAUUGGCAUUUUGAAAACAUAUGUGCAUGCAGUUAUAUGAAUUUUUAAAAAUUUAGGAUGCUGAUUGCUUGAGAAGAUGAAUUUAUAAGGGGGUGGUAUGUGUUAUGGGAUUGUACCUGUACGUGUUAGUGAGAUUUAUCACACGAAAAAGGAGAGACUAUCUCCUACA
Tripterygium wilfordii is the source of this 2514-nucleotide messenger RNA. RefSeq names its product protease 2. The record is from RefSeq and is a predicted model, not a curated record. Bases 16 to 2289 code for a protein of 757 amino acids. NCBI's taxonomy places the organism in Eukaryota, Viridiplantae, Streptophyta, Magnoliopsida, Celastrales, Celastraceae. Gene Ontology annotation, molecular function: serine-type endopeptidase activity. The transcript is spliced from 11 exons. Gene Ontology annotation, biological process: proteolysis. Gene Ontology annotation, cellular component: cytosol.